AUGUACAGAAACAGAAGACGGAGAGGAAACAAUGACCAAGGGAUCACUGGUCCCAACUCUGCAUUAACUCAGUUUUUAAGAGAAGAAGGUAUUAGUGCAGAAACUAUUAGACAGAGAUGGCUUGAAACUAAUGGUAUAAAUACUGAAGAAGUUGUUAAGGAGGAAGUCGAAGAGAAAGUCGAAGAGGUCGUUGUGGUAAAACGAGAAACAAAAAAGAAUACCAUUAAAUCAAAAAGGAAAACUGAAUUUUCUGACGAGUCUUCUGAUGAAUUAUCUAGUGAAGAUGACGGUGCUCAAUAUAGAAGGAGACUGAAUAUAAUUUCAAAAGAUAGUGACGAAGAAGAGUAUGAAGAUGAUGACACAUCAGUUGCUUCCUCAUUGAUUCAAUCACCACCCCGUAAGUCAGCAAGAUUAAACCCAAAUGAUCCUAACGUUCUGAAAAGACAACAAGAAGUAUUGAAAACACGUAAGAGAAGAAGAGUAAGAGCAGUAAAUAUACUAAACAAAAAGACGUUUUCCGUUCCUAGUUUACAAUAUUUAUGUAUCACCAAUAUUAGUAAGAAUAUUUUGAGAAUACAAAUGGAAUCUGAGGAAAACGAAACGGACAAUUCACCUUCUGUAAUUUAUUCUCGAGUAAGAAAAACGUUAGGUGGUAUUUCGUUAGAUAAUUUGACAAAUUUAUCAAACGCACUAUCAAAAAAUAGAUCAUUAAAUGAUCAAACACUACAAUUAUUUUUGAGAACAGAUUUACAAAGUUUAACUUUCCAUGAUUGCUCCAAAAUUUCAUUUGAUGGCUAUAAGUCACUGGCCAUAUUUUCUCCCAAUAUUAGUCAUUUGUCAUUACAAAUGUGUGGACAGUUGAAUAAUGAAUCUUUACUAUAUAUAGCAGAAAAACUUCCCAAUCUAAUUUCCCUAAAAUUAGAUGGACCUUUUCUAAUCAAUGAAGAUACAUGGAAAGAAUUUUUCCAAGCUAUGAAAGGAAGAUUACAAGAAUUCCACAUAUCGAAUACUCAUAGGUUUAAUGAUUCAUCGCUGCAAAGUUUACUGACCAACUGUGCUUCAUCUUUAGUGUCUUUGGGAUUUUCAAGGCUAGAUACAUUAUCCAACUACUCACUUCUACCACAAUAUUUGAACAAUAAAGAGUUUCAUACUUUAUCUAUACAAUAUCCGUACAAUGAACAAGAUGUAGAUGAUGAAGUGAUUAUCAAUUUACUGGGGCAGGUUGGCUCAACGAUUAAACAUAUAAACUUGAAUGGAUGCCAGAAUUUAACCGAUUCAGUUUUACUUAAUGGGUUUUGUGCAUUAUUGAAUGGCAAUAAAGGAAUAGAAAGUUUAUCUUUCUCUGAAUUAGAUCAGAUUACUGAUGAUGGGCUAAUUUAUUUUUUUUCUCAAGUUUCUUUACCUAAUUUAAAAGACUGUAACCUUCAAAGAUGUUUGAAAAUUGGAGAUAUGGCUAUAAUGGAAUUAGUUUUGAAUGAAGCAAAAUCAUCCCUUUUACACCUGAACUUAAAUUCUUUAAAGGAACUCUCAUCUGCUGUCUUUGAAGCCAUGUCAUUUCCAAAUCUAGAAACUCUUAAUAUUGGGUUCAUACCUUGUAUCGAUGAUGCUACAAUAGAAACUAUUCAAAAACAAAAUGAAAAGUUAAAAAUCAUUGAAGUUUUUGGCGACAAUAAGAUCAGUGCCACUGCAGAAGUGAAAAAGGGUGUCACAUUAAUAGGUAGACAAAGUGAUAAUAUCUAA
This is a messenger RNA of Tetrapisispora phaffii CBS 4417, 1740 nucleotides long. It is a transcript of the gene RAD7, whose product is annotated as UV-damaged DNA-binding protein RAD7. Gene Ontology annotation, biological process: SCF-dependent proteasomal ubiquitin-dependent protein catabolic process. The record is from RefSeq and is a predicted model, not a curated record. The transcript has a single exon. Gene Ontology annotation, cellular component: SCF ubiquitin ligase complex. The coding region runs from base 1 to 1740 and encodes 579 amino acids. NCBI's taxonomy places the organism in Eukaryota, Fungi, Ascomycota, Saccharomycetes, Saccharomycetales, Saccharomycetaceae.